AUGAUGGACACAGCUUCAGAUCCUCCCGAAGCCACUAUGCAGGAACAUCAUAUUGUUAAGGCAGAUGAGGUCGACCAAACUGGGACCGAUAUCUCGCCAGUUUCAGACGACCAACUCCUGGAAGAGGUGGCUGAGGGGCUCCGCCAGGAACAGGCCUCGCAGGCCGCACCAGCUCCUGAGAUGGCGCCCUCUGCGCCCGACAAAUCCAUGAAACGACCCGAACUUCGUCGGGAAAGCUCUGCUCCACCUCCUCCGAUGCAGCCUCCCCCUCCAGCCCCUGCCCAGGAGAAAUGCGGACCGGGGUGCGAGCUCCCUGAGCUUAUCGGACAACCAGCCUAUGCUUUUGAAUAUGCCGAUGCCCAAUCAUUUCCCGAUGAGCUCGACGAGUGGUUCCAGUAUAACGCCUUUGACCGCGUCAUGCUGAUGGGCAUGAAAGCAACCUUUAACAGGAAAUGGCCUACCUUCUACCAGCAACGCCAGCCAGACACGCCCGGGCUGUCUUGGCUCGACGCAUCCAAGGAUUUACGUCGUUCAUUUAUUGCUCAGAUGCUUGAGGAUCUACAGCUUGCUGAAGUCCCCGCGCGAUUGGAAGCCCUUGAAUCAAUUUGCUAUCUCGUCACUGGUGUAUGGGGACUUAGUGGUGGAAGAGUGGCGCCCGACUAUUCUUCAGAUGGGAAUCCCGACUCGGCAGCCGAAACUCCAAUGCUCAAGUCAAUGCAGAUUCAGUGCAUCGAGCAGAAUGUUUCCCUUCUCCAGGAAUGCUCGGGCGUUACCGCCUUGAUACAGUACAUGUGCCGCCUUUUUGAUAAGACCCGCUCAGCACUCGGAUCGGACUCCAGUGACGUUGAUUACGAGCGGAUUAGCCCUGGCGAUAUUGCGCCGCCGGAGCGCGAGGCAAACUUGGUCCUUACAAGUUUAUACUUUGCCGUGGAAGUGGGUCGCAGACAACAGGCGCGCGACCCUCAGUGCAGCUCAAUCCGUGAUGCACUGGACAGCUCAAAUCCCAGUCUGUUGGUCUCCAUUGUUGAAAUCAUCGCCCGACUACGCUGGGACGAAUCUGCCAAUAUCCCGCUGACCAGGAUCCUUCUGUUGUUAUGGAAGUCGCUGCUUCUCGUCUUUGGCGGGACCGAUGAUUUAAAGCGCGCAAAAGAGGUACUAGAACCUGCUAUUUCCUCUGAGGAUGAUCCCAAACGCAGGACACCAUUUCUACACGCCUCCCCUCUGGACUACCAUCUCUUCCGCCAGGAAAUCACUUCGAAGUACCCUGCUUACAACCCUCCGCCACUCGUCGUUCCACUGGAAAUGGAAAACAAUUCCAUUCUACCCCCUCUUCCACACAAUGCAGCCAAGAUGAACUCGUCCAGUGGCCGUUCAUAUUGCAACCCCGGCGCCAUCCCCACCUCCAUCCCCGCCGGCCCAGGAGGGAAAGCUGGGAAGAAACAGAACUACCAGACCAAUCAGAACUUCCCCUUCAUGUACCCUCCCCUAGAUGAUUCCAGCAACCGCAUCGGCGGAAAGGGCACAACGCAACGCCAGGAUGCCUUGGUUGGAAAGAAAUGGGAAGGCAGUGAUGUCCCUGCGUCAAUUAUUGAAGCCGGGAAGCUUUUUUCGACCCAUGUGAAAAUGACCCGUGCGAUGCGACAGCUUUGGCAGGAGCGCGAGCACUUUAUGCAGUACGACCGCGGCUGGAACUCCGAGGACGCUGCUCACUUCCCUGACAACAUCUCGGAUGAUCUACCAGACGAUUUUGAACAUCUAGACUUAUCGGGCGACGAGGAGAAGGCCGAGCCUAAACCCAAGCGAGUAGAGAAGGAGACAGAUGAUCCCGAUGUCCAGCGCCGCUUGGAUGCGGUUGACUCGUUUUAUACCCAUACUCUAUCUCACCUACAGUCCAUCACUAUCGUAUUCUUAAAAAUCAUCCUGACAAAUGUCAGCGCAGUGGUCAGCCAGGCUACCAGCCAGACGACGCAGGGCAUGAGUCAUUCCAUGAACGGCUCCUCUCACAAUCUCCUUUCCGAUGCAUCCAUCGAUGAGCUGGACAACAUUCGACUCCGCGAGAUCACCGGGAAAGCCGUGUCUGGAACUCUGUUGCUUCUCCUUAAGUGGUUCAAGCGAUCUCAUAUCUUGAAAUUUGAAUACAUGACGCAGCUAUUACUUGACUCCAACUACAUCCCCUUGAUUCUCAAAAUGUUCGCACAUCAAGACGUUGACCAAACGGUGGCACAUAAAAAUGACCGCGAAGACUUAUCCUUCUUCCACUUCUGUCAAAGCAACACGGACUUCCCCCUGGAAACCGAAGAAAACUCUUGCGGCGACACUGAAAGCGAAGACGAAGCCAUGCCACCCCCAAUCGCCCGCCACCGCUCGGAUCCAACAGCAAACGGCAGUAUGCCAGGUCUCUCCGAAGAGGAAUCCCUAACGGAUAUUAUCAACGGACCGGCACGCCCCGAAGUCGACGAACUAGGCUACCCGACCGCACCCCUCCCCAAAGAACCAAUCAAAGUAUUCUCCUUCCGCAACUUCUUUUCCGCCAUCAACUACCUACACGUCAUGCAAAAGAUCACACGCAACAAAGCCCACCGCUGCCUCCUACUAGUGCAGUACAAAUCAAGCAACAUCCUCCGCAAAGGUCUCAAGAUCCCAGACCCACACCUCCGCUUCUACACCCUCAAACUCUUCAAAUCCCAGGUCCCCUACUGCGGCCGCAAAUGGCGCCAGAGUAACAUGCGCGUCAUCACCGCUAUCUACCUGUACUGCCGUCCCGAGCUGCGCGACGACUGGCUCGCUGGCUCUGAUGUCGAUGCUGAGGUUGAAGAGGCUUUGCCGUUGGAACAGGCGCUUCGUGGUCUUACGCACUGGUGGCAUCUGCGUCAGUACAAGGAUGUCAUGGGUGGUGAUGAGGGUGCUUCUAUGAUGGAGGAAGAGCGUGAUUUCUUUGUUCGAGAACUCGAGUCUGUGGGCUGGGGUGCUGAUGAGAUGCUUGGUGGGACUUGCGAGGAGGAGGUUAGUGUUCCUGCGAUGCAGGGCAGUGAAUGGGAGGGUGUGCCUCCGCCUGCAGAGGGGUGGUAG
Molecule: messenger RNA, 3069 nt
Organism: Penicillium mononematosum
Lineage: Eukaryota; Fungi; Ascomycota; Eurotiomycetes; Eurotiales; Aspergillaceae
Product: FAR11/STRIP family protein
Exons: 7
Coding region: 1-3069 (1022 amino acids)
Biological process (GO): cytoskeleton organization
Cellular component (GO): cytosol
Source: RefSeq, a predicted model, not a curated record